UCUGAAAGUUCGAAAGAAAAACAAAUACUAGACGGAAAGAAUCACGGAAGAAAACUGGACUUUUGUAUACUCUCAAAGAUAGAUGAUGUAAAUACGGAAUUUUUAUUCGGCAAAAUUAAACCUCCAAACAAUUCAACUUCUAUAAACAAAAGUAUAGUAAAGUUGGCAGAAUUCACGAAAGGUUCUUUAGAUCUUAUUAUUUAUAGUUAUGGUUACGUUGACG
Messenger RNA from Racocetra fulgida, 223 nucleotides. NCBI's taxonomy places the organism in Eukaryota, Fungi, Glomeromycota, Glomeromycetes, Diversisporales, Gigasporaceae. The record is from the annotation of a GenBank genome assembly.